Notechis scutatus (mainland tiger snake) is the source of this 4865-nucleotide messenger RNA. Lineage: Eukaryota; Metazoa; Chordata; Lepidosauria; Squamata; Elapidae. The record is from RefSeq and is a predicted model, not a curated record.
ACCGAACGCCCUGAGCCUGCCUGCUGCCUGGCUUGCAACGCGGGCAAUGAACCGUCCGUCCGGGGAAAGCUGCCUGUCCUCCCCUCCUCCCCCCCACACGCCCCAAGGGCGGCGGGCGGCCAGACACGUCGCGCGCGGAUUUCGGGGCGUGUGUGUGUACUUGCGCCUCCUGCUAACCGCUGCCCGGUGGCGCUGCUGAGCGGCAAAGGGGCACCGGGUAGCCCGCCUGGCCUGGCCUGCCCUCCCGUUCCUCCCGCAGCCGUCCGUUCCCCCCCCCCCCGCUCUCCGGCGGGCAGGGCGCGCGGCGAACAUGGCGGCGGCCAAGGCGGUGGGGCGGGACACUCUACCUGAGCACUGGUCCUAUGGCGUCUGCAGGGACGGCCGGGUCUUCUUCAUCGACGACCUGACCCGCGCAACUACUUGGCUGCAUCCUCGCACUGGGGAGCCCGUCAACUCAGGCCACAUGAUCCGCUCAGAUCUGCCCCGUGGCUGGGAGGAGGGAUUCUCGGAAGAGGGAGCCAGCUAUUUCAUUGACCACAACCACCAAACUACCACAUUUAAACAUCCAGUGACUGGCCAGUUUUCCCCAGAAAACGUGGAGUUCAUUUUACAAGAGGAGCAUAAUUCACAUAUGUCCAAACAUCAGAUAAACCAAAGACCUUCAAGUAUGGUCAGUGAAACAUCUACUGCUGUAACUACAUCCACUACAGAUACAAAACUUGGAUCCAAGUUAGUAAAAUCUAGCAAUAAAGUUCAUAGCUUUGGGAAAAGGGAUCAAGCUAUAAGGAGAAACCCUAAUAUUCCUGUUGUGGUCAGAGGCUGGCUUCACAAACAAGAUAGCUCUGGAAUGAGAUUAUGGAAAAGAAGGUGGUUUGUGCUAGCAGAUUACUGUUUAUUUUAUUAUAAAGACAGCAGAGAAGAAUCUGUUCUUGGAAGUAUACCAUUGCCUAGUUAUGUAAUUUCACCUGUGGGACCUGAAGAUCAUAUAAAUCGCAAAUAUUCCUUUAAGGCUGUCCAUACAGGCAUGAGGGCUUAUAUUUAUAAUAAGAGUUCUGUUAUUGGCUCUCAGGCAGAGCAUUCAGGGAUGCGCACAUACUACUUUAGUGCAGAUACUCAAGAAGACAUGAAUGACUGGAUCGAUGCUAUGAAUCAAGCUGCUCUUAUGCAAAUCCAUUUUUCACCAAAGAGAGGAACAGGAAAAACAGAUCAGCAAGCUGUCCCUCAAGCUAAUCAUAUUGAUGCCUACAAAGAAGUUACAAAGUUAGAAUCUGCUGAGGCAAAAAGAGUCUACAGAAAAUCACCCGAAAUGUCUGCAUAUGGCAAACAUGAAGAAAUAAAAAAAGUAAGAGAUGAUGAACACUACACUGCAAGGAAGAAUGCUGUGGAUUCCAGAUGGGAGAAACCCAAACAUCUAUUAGAACCUGGUGGAACACUGAAUCCUGCAUCAAGUUUCUCUCGGCCUCAAGCAACUCAGACUCUUGAGAAGAAUGGAAUGCCUCCAAGUUCAUUAAAUGCAGGUCCAGUAGAGCAGAAUUGUAUCAGUGUCUAUAAAAGAGGCUUUAUUCCCAGAUCAACACAAAAUAAGGAGACACAAAGGAAAAGUAAUAUGACUCAUGUAGAACAUUGGGUAAAAGUCCAGAAAGGAGACCCAAAAAGUUUUGCAUCUGACCAGACUCUCACUCGCCAAGUACCAAGCCAUUCUGUAUCCUUUCCUGAAAAUUAUCAUACUUUGCCAAAGAAUACUAGGCAAUCUUCUGGAAGCUCCCCUCCCUCAAAUCGUGAUUUGCCAAGUGACUACAAAUACGCUCAAGAUCGGGUAAGCCACCUGAAGAUGUCGCAUGACGAGAGGAAAGCUAACAAAGAUGGUACUGUUUGGCAGCUGUAUGAAUGGCAACAAAGAAGGCAGUUUAAACAUGGGAGCCCAACUGCAUCUGUUUAUAUUAGUUCUCCAGAUUUUACAGAUAGCAGUAAGGGAAGAAGUUCAUUAGAAGUUCCACGUUCAGUUUCGGUUCCUCCUUCCCCAUCUGAAAUACCUCCACCAGGACCACCUAAAGUUUUUAUAUCACGAAGACCGCAUACACCUGCAGAAAGGGUUACUGUCAAACCAUCUGAGGAGAGACAAACAAUAGACGUUCCUGUUGUUGGCUCACCAAGGAAGAUUCGAAACCAGGGUGCAAAAAACUCUCUACACAUAGAUAGACGUUCCAUGCCUACAAUGGGAUAUAUGACCCAUACUGUAAGUGCUCCAAGUUUGCAUGGGAAAUCGGCUGACGAUACCUACAUCCAGCUGAAGAAAGACCUUGAAUAUUUGGAUCUGAAGAUGACGGGGCGUGAUACAUUCAAAGAACGACAUGUGAAACCCAUCAAAAUUGGAGAAAGUGAUAUUGAUGUAAAGCUGAGUGUCUUCUGUGAGCAAGACAGGAUUCUGCAAGAUCUAGAAGACAAACUAAGAGCCCUUAAAGAAAAUAAAGAUCAGCUGGAAUCUGUCUUGGAAGUAUUACAUAGACAGAUGGAACAAUAUAAAGAACAACCACAGCACACAGAAAAAAUUACAUAUCAGCAGAAACUUUUGCAAGAGGAUCUCAUACAUAUUCGGGCUGAAAUAUCCAAAGUAUCUACAGAAAUGGAAAAUGCCUGGAAUGAAUAUCUGAAAUUGGAAAAAGAUGUGAACCAGCUGAAGCAAAGUCUGCAAGAACAGAUGAAUAAAUCAUGUAUUUCUCAGGAGAAAACUCAAAUGCAAAAAGAUUUGUGGAGAAUUGAAGACGUUACAGCUGGCCUAAGUACAAAUAAAUCCAACUAUAAAGUCAUCAUCGAAUCUAUCAAGAAUCCAGAAAGAAAAACAGUGCCUUCAUUUUCAAAGCCUCUAGUGCCUUCAUCAUCAUCUACUCUCAUGUCAACAGACAGCAAACUUUCUACUCAGCAAAGUCCACCAACUAGUCCUAUCAAGCCCUCAUUGGAAGUCAGACUUUUUCCUCAGCCUUAUACACAGCCCAGAAUGUUUUCUCCCUCCCAACAAGUGAAAAAAGUUGAACCUCCAAUCCAGUCACCAGUGAAAUUAGAACCAAAGGUUUGUCAGGAAGAUGAAGCACCACCAAGACCUCCUCUCCCACAGCUAUAUAGCACUGAUAAUAACCCACCAGCUGUUCCACCUCUUCCUAAAGAAGCUACAGUAAUAAGGCACACAUCAGUGCGUGGUCUCAAACGCCAGUCUGAUGAAAGAAAACGAGACCGUGAACUUGGACAGUACAUAAAUGGGGAUUACAGGGUAGAACUCCGCUCAUAUGUGAGCGAACCUGAAUUGGUAACAAUAGGCAGUGAUCUGAGCCAAUCUUCCAUUGGUUUUCGUGGUACUGACAGUAGAUACCAAACAUUACCUACCAGAGGAUUGUCUGGUUCAACUUCUAGACUCCAUCAGUCAUCAACAGUUUCAUCAUAUUCAACGCUUCGAAGGGAUGCUUCCAAGGAAAGACCAAAGAGUGCCUUGGAACGUUUAUACUCUGGAGAUCCCCAAAGAGGAAAAAUGAGUGCUGAAGAACAAUUAGAAAGAAUGAAACGACAUCAAAAGGCAAUCGUUCGUGAACGUAAAAGAACUCUUGGUCAAGGAGAAAGACAUUCGGUUUCAUCACGACCAUUCAUCCAGCCUGGUUCUGCAGACAUAGGCUCAUGGAAGCGGGAGCAAGAAUUUGACUUGCAGUUAUUGGAAAGAGCAAUGCGCACAGAACAAAAAAUGGGAGAUAAUUGGUUAAAAAUCGACCCUGUGACAGUAACGGAGACAGAUAUAGAGCCCGAAGAUUACAAGUUGGAUAUUAGCAAAGAGUUGUCAAAGCCAGACAAGGUUGCCAUUCCAGAACGGUACAUUGAGAUGGAUCCUGAAGACCCCCUCACUCCUGAAGAAUUGGAAGCAAGACAUCGUAAGGCAGAAAAAAUUAAGCAUAUUCUUACCAGAUCAAGUGUGCACAACCUACAGCCUCCAUUUCAGGACAAAUACAUCUCUUCAAAUUUAGAUUCACAGCUACAUGAGCAAGAACGCAUCAUUACCAUAUCAUACGCACUGGCUUCUGAAGCCUCUCAGCGGAGCAAAGAGGUAGCAGCUCCUCAGUUGAUUUACCCAACUAAAGCACACUCACCUUCUGUACCUCAGCCACUCCCUUUAAGCAAUGGAUUUCACUACACAUUUGUCUAAACACCUUGAAACCAAAGCAGUAACUGAGCAGUGAUUCCUGGAAUGUGCCAGUAACAAUCGCCUAAUGAACAAAUGCAACCAGAAAGAAGGAAGAGGCACCCCCAGGCUAGCCUUCUCUCAUAAUUAUUCUUAUUUGAACACCUUUUAUAAAUAAGUAUAGAGAACGUUUGUACAACAAAAAAGAAAACAACUUUGUAUAAGGAAAAUAAAAAACCCAGAUAAAUUAACAGUAUUUUCAACAUACUAUAUAUAAAACAGUGUGUUUCUCAACCUUGGUAACUUUAAGAAGAUGGACUUAAACUCCCAUAAUUCCUGACCCCAUUCUGGUGGGGGCAUUCUGGGAGUUGAAGUUCACCCGUCGUAAAGUUGCCAAGACUGAAAAACACCAAUGUAAAAUAUGUGCAAUGGCCAUAAUUCAAGCCUAUGCAGGUUCUGCUGAUAUUCAUUGAUUUUAAAGAUUUAAUGUGCUACACUAAAUGACAAUAUUGUUUUUAGAAACAAAGUAUGUAUUAGAUUUGUUGUUGAAAAAGGGCUGCAUAUAUUUAAAAGAUUAGAUGCAUGCUAUGAAGAUGCAUCAUUAUAUUCUUUGGAUAUUUUGUAUUUAGAAAGGAAAAUUUUGAAAACCAUUAUCCCUCUAGAUAGAUAGAUAGAUAGAUAGAUAGAUAGAUAGAUAGAUAGAUAG